Messenger RNA from Gongylonema pulchrum, 612 nucleotides. The record is from the annotation of a GenBank genome assembly. NCBI's taxonomy places the organism in Eukaryota, Metazoa, Nematoda, Chromadorea, Rhabditida, Gongylonematidae.
UUCGGCUCCUGGGUGAUUGACUGCAAAUUAUUUAUUCAACUAUUCGCAGUAUUUGUAUUUAAUCUUGAGAUGGAGAUGAAAUUGGACAGAGUGUGGGACUCGGAGUGUUUUAGCUUUCAGCAUAAUCUUCACAAAUCUCACAGUAUUGGUCAGUCAGACUUGGACAGUCCAGUCAACAAUGAUUCUCACACAUCAUCAAACGACGAAAGCGAUGGACCUUUUCUUGAUACUCUUCCGUAUCGUCUGAAUACUUUUCGGCGAAAUCGUGAGCUUUGCGAUGUGGUUCUUUUUGUACAUGAAAAAGAGAUUCUUGCUCACAAGGUUGUUUUGGCAGCUUGUUCGCCAGCGCUGAUGGAUAUGUUCAUUGGCAGUGAAAGCAUGAAAUCGCUACAAUCGCUAAGCCCAGGUUCGCAAUCACCAUCAACACUGUUUUCAAAGCCUUUACCAAAUGCAUCAAAACUGUCGCCAACGAAUACUGUUGGUACAGUAACUCCACACGGCCCCGCUUCACCAACAUCACAGCAACGGCCGGCACUGUCCUAUUAUGAAUUUGCUCAUGCCGAUUAUGAUUGCUUCGAAGCAAUUGUCAGUUACGCAUACACUGCUCAGUAA